Fragaria vesca subsp. vesca is the source of this 2073-nucleotide messenger RNA. RefSeq lists its product as uncharacterized. NCBI's taxonomy places the organism in Eukaryota, Viridiplantae, Streptophyta, Magnoliopsida, Rosales, Rosaceae. Bases 1 to 2073 code for a protein of 690 amino acids. The record is from RefSeq and is a predicted model, not a curated record. The transcript has 4 exons.
AUGGAAGUUCUUCUGAUAAGGGAAAAGGAUCUUGGUACAACAAUGAUUCAAAGAGUUCUAACUGGAAUAAUGGUCCUAAAUCUUCUUCUGGAGCUAAUUCUUCUGUUGGGAACUAUAAGAGCUUUAAUCAUGUUGAAUGUCAAAUCUGCAGUAAAAAGGGGCACUCAGCUAGCAAUUGUUAUCAGCAUAUUGAAUGUUCUAUUUGUCAUAAGAGGGGACAUCCGAGCAAGCAAGUGUUUUCAAAAGGAGAAUGUCUCCAACAAUGCUAAUAGCUCUUCUACUGCUCAUAAUGGAAUGUCUCCAGAAUGCCAUGUGGCUCUUGAUUGUCAUCAUCGUGGGAACUAUGCCUAUCAAGGUGCGGAACCUCCAUCAACACUGUUUGCAAUGACUGCUCAAAAUCAAAGCAAUAUUGCUACCUCUUCCAACUCUCAGGACAACAUUGAAGAAGUGUGGAUUGGAGACUCAAGAGCCACUCACCAUAUGACAUCAGACUUGCGCAACCUCCAUAUUGCACAGCCAUAUGAGUCUUCCAAUACCAUCAAAAUUGGUAAUGGAGAAGGUCUUCAUGUUAAGCAUAUUGGAAAUACUCAAAUUACUCCUGCAGCUCACACAUUUGAUCUUCAUAAUGUGUUACAUGUUCCUAGCCUAGUUGUUAACUUGUUAUCUUUUAACAAGUUAUGUCGAGAUAAUCAUUGCUAUAUCAUUAUGGAUGAUGUUGAUAUCAUGAUGCAAGACAAGGCCUCAAGAAAAACUCUCUACGAGGGAAAGACAAAUGCUGAUGGUCUCUAUCUGUUCAAGUCUCCAAGAUUUUCAAAGUCUUCUCUUCCUUCGGUUUCUGCUACUGCUACUGCUUUUGUGGGAUCAUCUAUUUCUUCUUCCCUUUGGCACAAGAGGCUUGGUCAUCCAACUUCAAAUGUUGCCUCCAAGAUGUUAUCUCUGUCCAACAUUAAGUGCAUUGUGCACUAUAUCACUUGUCCUUAUACUCCCCAGCAAAAUGGUGUUGCUGAGAGAAAAAAUAGACAUCUUGUUGAAACCUGCAUCACUCUUUUGACAGCUGCUUCAUUACCUCAGCAUUUUUGGUUUCAUAUCAUUGCUCAUUCGGGUUAUCUUAUUAAUCGAAUGCCCUGCAGAUCAUUGCUUAUGUCUUCUCCAUAUAUUCAGCUUUUUGGUUCUCCUCCAGAUCUUUCCCAUUUGAAGGUUUUUGGCUUAGCUUGUUACCCCUUUCUUCGUCCUUAUGUCAAAAAUAAACUUGAAGCUAGAACCAUUCAAUGUGUGUUUCUUGGAUAUGCUCUUGGUUAUAAGGGUGUCUUUUGUUACAGUAUUUCCAAGAAUAAGUUGUGGUUGUCUCGUCAUGUUGUUCAUGAUGAGUCUCUAUUUCCUUUUCUUCAUGUGGUCUCUCCCAAACCUGCUCCUAUAUCUUCCUCUUCCUUUAGCUUUUCUAAAUCUUCUUCCAUUCCUCUUUCACCAGAACAAUUUGCUGCUCUUUAUCCAUCUUCUCCUGGCAUCCAUACUGCAUCUGAAGGGGGGAAUUUGAGAGGUGAAAUAGGAGGUGAAAAUGUUGGUGUGAGUAAUGAUACAGGAAGGAAUAAUGGAGAUAAUGCAAUUUUUAGUGAAAAUAUUGCAGGAGGUCAAAACGCAGGUGUUGGUGGUAAUGUUGGAGGAAGGGAUAAUGCAAAUGAUGUUGGUGAUUUUUCUUUGAAUCGUGAUGUUAAUGGUGGGAGUGUUGGUGAAAAUAUUGCUGGAAGUGAAAACAUUGCUGAAGUUGCAAAUGUUGUUGCAGAUAAUUUUUCAAACCAAUUUUCUGGUGAUAAUGUGCAACAUGCUCCUUUACCUUAUGAGUUACAGUUUAUUGAGGAUGAAGCUCAAUCAUACAAUAAUCACUCUAUGUUGACAAGAGCUAAAAAUGGGAUUGUGAAGCCAAAAACUUUUGAAGAUUUCUGUGCUUAUUCAUGCAUUGCAACUCAAAAUCUUGUGGAUGAGUUGGCCUUUUUCAGUGGAUUUUCUUCUGUUAUGGAGUUGCAUGAACCAGUUGAACCAAAAUUCUUUAAAGCUGCUGCAGGUAUUCCUGAAUGA